AAGGGUGAACCGGAAAAGGGCAGCGCUGACAGCCUGGAUUUGAAAGAUGGCGACGAACGGAUCGGCAUUUCUCCCGCCGCUCUACACAUUCUAAACGUCUUAUUUGAGCGUAUUGCAGGUUGCAGAUUCUGACGUCAUGAGCAUAACGAAACCGGAUGCCUCGCGUGAACCGGAACUUCGUAUUGUUGCUGCUGCUCGUUGGCAGUUGCGCGUUUCUGCUCUUCCAGCUACACUACUACCGGAAGUACGUCAGUAAGCAGACUGGUUUUCACAUCCUGAACCCAGCAGGUCAUGUGACCUCCAGCGAUGUCCAAUGGCAGUUGCUAAAGAAGUUCCUGUCAUUGGCGCAGCACUUCAGGCUGCCGCUUUUCCUUGCUGACAUCAGGGCACUGACGCUGCUCUCCCAAGAUGCAUUGCAGCAGCAUAACCAGAUGCCUCAUGAUCCACAAUGCAUCUUCCUGUGCACUGGCCAGCCAGUUACAUCAUUUGCUCUGUAUGCCAACCUGUGGAAGUAUGAUCCUGGCUUCCUAUUGGCUGCCCAGCAAAGAGGCUUUGAGUUGCUCGAGCUGCAAGGAGAGGACCCGCGAUUGGCCAGUCUGGACACCCUGUCCGGGAGGGAGAUUCCCCUGCACUUUCUGUUUCGUCUCCAUGGUUACACCAUCCAUGUGGUGCUCCUGUACGAACGCAGUGGGAACUACCUGUGGCAUGGAGCUGUGCGACUUAAUGCCAACAUGGACCAAAAGUUUGCACCCUUCCAACUUCUGGAUUAUGGGCAGCACGCUGGCGCGUACGACAGGCUAGAGCUCAUACUCACCGUAGUUGAUGGUCUGGAUGUUCAACUCCCUCAAAACAUCUCCAACUUCCUGAUGCAGCAUCAACACGCUCGCUUCCUGGAGUGCCGUCACCAGGAUGCACGCCGUUUUCUGCAGCUCUACCCUGAUGACUCGUCAGCUGCAGCUCAUGAUUUUCGGAGGAAAGCGAAGUUGCUGCUUUCCGUGGCGGCUCAGACUCUCGCUGUGCUCCACGUUCCGUUCUGGAUCAGCAGCGGCACCUGUCUGGGAUGGUUUCGCCAGUGCAACAUAAUCUCGUACAGUCAAGAUGUGGACAUCGGCAUCUUCAUCUCAGACUUCCGGCCUGAUAUCGUGGCUGCAUUCAGAGAUGCCGGCCUGUCGCUCAAACAUAAGUUUGGAAAGGUGGAGGACAGUCUGGAGCUGUCCUUUCUUAGUGAUGAUGUCAAACUGGACAUUUUCUUCUUCUACAAGCAUGAAGGGGUCAUGUGGAACGGAGGGACGCAAGCAAAGAGCGGCAGGAAGUUCAAGUAUGUUUUCGCUCCCUUCACGCUAUGCUGGGCGGAGCUUCUGGAGGUCAAAGUUCGUGUUCCUUGUGAGACACUCGAUUAUGUGAUGGCAAACUAUGGUGUCUUCUGGAAUGUCCCAGUGAGGAGUUGGGACUGGAAGACAUCCCCAAGAAAUGUGAUAGAAAAUGGGAUGUGGCCUUCAAAAGAAUGGGCGGAGCUUAUUCAAGUGUACUGAGAGGAAGUGGGGCAACAAUGCAAAAGCUUGUGUAAGCUAAAACAUUUCAAAUAAAAUCUUAUCUUUUGAAAGUGUUUGUCGGUGGAACACCUGGUGGUUCUGUAGACCAGUGGUUCUGACUCUUGGACCCCUGAGCCGUGUCCUCGUACCACGACUACUUCCUUCGUCAAACGUGUUGACGAUUGCCCAAAAGUAGAGCGUACAACUGAUUAUUAAAUGAAAUAAUUAAAUCUCCUUAACGCUGAACCAUGUCUAACUUCUCAGGUGAAUUGUUUAACUUUAACAGCAGAAGAUAGACUCCAUGUGGAAAUUUUCUGGAGCGCUGCAUCUGGAUCCGCACCAGAGCUGGUGUAAAUGUUCUGAUUGGACUCUGGUCCAUGUGAAACUGGAUCGUAUCCAUUCUGCAUUCGGUGUGGUCGAGGCUUCAGCUCCUCUCAGUAGCAGCUGCAGCCCUGCUCUGGUUUUCCUUCAUAUUUUCCGUUAUGGCUGCUCUCGUGGUCUGCCUGUAUCUGUUUUGUCCAUAUGUGUGUGUGUCUAACCUUGAUCAGGCUGUUCUGUGGAGUCAAGUUCCUAUGCUCUGGUUCGCUGGAGCGCUGGCAAUAAAAUUCUUUCUGAUUCUGA
Messenger RNA from Nothobranchius furzeri (turquoise killifish), 2153 nucleotides. It is a transcript of the gene fktn, whose product is annotated as fukutin. The record is from RefSeq and is a predicted model, not a curated record. NCBI's taxonomy places the organism in Eukaryota, Metazoa, Chordata, Actinopteri, Cyprinodontiformes, Nothobranchiidae. Gene Ontology annotation, cellular component: Golgi membrane.